Caenorhabditis auriculariae is the source of this 11723-nucleotide messenger RNA. The record is from the annotation of a GenBank genome assembly. Lineage: Eukaryota; Metazoa; Nematoda; Chromadorea; Rhabditida; Rhabditidae.
AUGGAGCGUUUUGUGAUAGCGCUCCUGCUGGCCGUGCCGUCGGUCAGUGGAGCCUACUUUUCUCAGGUAUGGACCACAAUAAACCCAAUUUUUUCAUUGUUUGACGUCGCUAUUCAGUUCUCGAUGCGCGCGCCCGACCAUGACCCUUGCCAAGACACGACAGGCCGCCCGAUCCGCUGCGUUCCGGAGUUCAUCAACGCCGCUUUCGGAAAGCCGGUCAUCGCCAGUGACACUUGUGGAACCAGUGGACCCACAAAGUUAGUUUUGAAGAAUGAAAUUAAUUUUUCAUCCUGCUGGAACGAUUCUCAAAGGUCUUCGAAAAUCUCAUGUUCUCACAUUUUUUCUAUCUGUUUUUUUUUCCUUCUGAAACAUCUUUUCGGCGAUUGAAGUCAUUUUUGAGAAUAUCUGAUAACUUUAUUUUUUAAAUCAUGCUCCUUUUUCCUACUUCUUCAUAUCUUUUUACGACAGUUUUCUCUCAUUCAUAAAUUUUUUCAUUUAGAAACUCAACAAUCAAAACUUCCGGUUUUUUUCCUCUUGAGCAAAAAUAGUUUUCUCCUGCGAUUUUGCGUUCAAGUUUCUCACUUUCUUUUCAUCUGCUCCCGCUCGGCCAUAUCUUUUAAUUGAUCGUCAAGUCGUUUUUUUUUGCGGCUCCAAGUACCUCAUUAUCGCACACUGCAAACACGUUCAAGUUGCAUUGAGCUUUCUGCCCAGUUUUCUCCAACGAUUUAUCGCUCAUUUCUGUUGAUUGGUUCUUUGUGAACCGUAUUUUGAGAAGAUUCCUUGAAAAAAAAAGAAGAAGAAAACAGACAAGGAAUUGUAUUAUCAUGGGUCGGUGGUCGCCGACGACUUUUUGCACAAACUUCCUUAAUCAAAUUAAGUUCUGUCGUAAGGUUUGUGUGGCGGAAAACGGCAGUUUCAGCCGUUCAAAAAAUGUAAGUGGCGGCCUGAAAAAGAGUCGCCGCCGUUUUCGAAUAAAUAUACCUAAAUUAUCGGUUACUGGCUCGAACGGGCGUCAAAUUGCACACAUAAACACUGAUUUAGUGAGUUUUGUUCUAUCGAGAGCGCAUUUGAAUCAAAGGUUUUCUGCGAGAAAGUUUUAUUUUCACGAUUUUCUGAAAAGUGCUGGAAAUAGAUAAUCUGCUCGAGAACUCUUGCUGAGGUACUUGCAAGCGAAAUUUUUUUUUGAUCAUUUGAAAUGACUCAAAAAACAGCUCUAUUUCUUGAUACUAUGACAACUUUUUUUAAAUUGAAAUUAAAAGGUCACACUCUUUCAAAUUUCAAGAACAAUAAAUUUUAAAACCAAUUUUCAGAGAGUUCUGGAUCUACUCUGGGAUGAUUUACUCAAAAAUUUAUAAAUUUUUUUCUAGGUUCUGUACCGUGAAUGAAGGCGCGGAUGGGAUCAUGAGGGAACGAUGCGAAACCUGCGACGCGUCGGUUGCAGCAACCUCUCAUCCGGCUUCCUUGCUGACAGACCUCAACUCCAUCGGAAACAUGACCUGUUGGGUCUCAACUCCCAGCCUGUCUCCGCACAACGUCUCGCUCACUCUGUCUCUCGGCAAAAAGUUCGAGCUCACCUACGUCUCCAUGCAUUUCUGCUCGAGACUUCCUGAUUCGAUGGCUCUGUACAAAUCAGCCGAUUUUGGAAAGACUUGGACUCCGUUCCAGUUCUAUUCGACAGAGUGCAAAAAAGUGUACGGAAAAGAACCGGAUGUCAAAAUCACCAAGGCCAAUGAGCAGGUUCGAUUUUAAUUCUGAAUUCUACUUUUAAAAGGUGGAACAAGCCUAGUGAUAAUUUGACUAUGAAGCUUAUUAAUUUGAAAUAAUUCUUGAAAAUCCUCCCCAAAAAAAAGACACACGGAGUCAAAAAAAAAUACCUCCACUCAAAGAAGUUCCAAAAGCUCGGAAUCUGCGAACACACUAAAACUCUUCAAAAGCAGAUUUUUCCAGGAAGCCGUGUGUACGGACUCUCACCAGGUUGCGCCAAGUGGCAACCGUGUAGCCUUCCCCUUCCUGGAAAGCCGUCCAUCGGCCAUGACCUUCGAAACUUCUCCUGUUCUUCAAGAUUGGGUGACGGCGACCGACAUCCGCGUGGUGUUCACUCGACUGAGCCCUGACCAGGUGAGUGUUGUAAGAUUGCGCGUUGCAAGCGUGCGACACCUUCUGAUUCAUACACAGUCUCAUUUUUUGCCUCGUUUCAGGCCGAGUUGUACGGAUUAUCGAACGACGUGACUGCUUUCAACAAUGACACUGAGGACGGAGUCAAACAGAGAUACUUCUACUCGAUGGGCGAAUUGGCGGUCGGCGGACGGUGCAAGUGCAACGGCCAUGCCAGCAGGUGUAUCGUCGACAAAAUGGGCAAGGUCCGCUUUUUCGAGAGCUCUUCGCCAGGAUUUAAUGGCGUGGCGUCAUUGAAUGAAAAGAAACAGUGAUAAAUCAAGCACAUGCUAGAAUGAAUCUACUCGGAGAUAGGAAAGAACGUGAACUUCAAGAAAAUUAAUAUUUAAUGAGAGGAAAAAACAAUUGACAAAAAAAGUAAAUAAAAAGUAAAAAAAAACGCAAAAAAAGAAGGUGUCGUAUUGUACUUCUAUUCAGUUCCUGGAAAAAUAUUCGCUAAGAUUGAAAAAUGGAAAGUUUCGGUGAUAUCUUGGAGUUGGAAAUUUUUCAAAACCCAUAAAACAAUAUUUUCAUGUAUUUCUGUCUAAGCGUUUUUUUUUCAAAAUAGUCUUCGAAAAAGUCUGAAUAACACAAUUCUCUCCAAAAAAGUGAUUGAUUUCAGUACACUUGCGAUUGCAAGCACAAUACGGCCGGAACUGAAUGCGAGACCUGCAAGCCGUUCCACUACGACCGUCCCUGGGGACGUGCCACCGCUCAGAGCGCCAACCCGUGUGUCGGUGGGUCCAAGUGUUUUUCGGACCAAUUUGCAACCAGUAGAAGGAGAGAAAGCUUUUUUUGGCCUCUUUGGAGAUUUUUCGCCUUGAGCACUAGAACUCAUCUGUAUACCAACCUAUUUCAAAAGCCCUUUGUCUUGAAAAAAAAAAAAAUCAAGAUCAUCUGUUUUUGAAGCCAAACAGCACGACCUUGAAUAAAACCUAUAUAAAGAGGCCAAAAUGGUUUGAAAUCCAGAUUUUGUGUCCCCUAUCAAUCGGUUUGCCAUUCUCACGUCGUUCCGAUUGGGUUGACAGGCGUUCGCGCCAUCCCAGCAAGACACUGCCAGCGUUCAACCGUGCGUGUUCAAUGGCUUGUGUUGGGGUGGAGGGUGAAUCUUUGAAUCGAAAAAAAACGAAAAAAAGUGGAAUUUAUGGAAAAAUUCCAUCUCAUUUUUUUAGACUUUUUUUCGAGGAGCCAGAGUCAAAAAUUUUUUUGAUUCAAACUUUCGAAAUGGGCACUCCAUUCAACGCUGGCUUUUGGCCUUUUUCUUUUUCAUCACUGGUUAAAAAGUAGCAAAAAGCCUUAAAAAGUGUUUUAUGAACAACUAGGAAAAUUUUUUCUCGAAGCAACAUCUGAAAAAAAAUUCAAUAGUUCUACGCUAAAACUCAAAAUUCCCAGAUUUUCUACGUUCUAAAAAUCAAAUUUGAGCAACGAGAUCCUUUUACGAACUUGUUUACUAUUCGUGUUUCUCAUAAUUUUCUGGGCAUCCCAGCUGACCACUAUUUCACUUUUUUUUUUCAAAUCCAGCUGGAUUCGCGAAAAACGGUGGAAUUGACUGGCUAUUUGCCAAGUGGAGAGACAAACCGCUGGUCAAGAUGGUUUUCAAUGGAAACAAGAGAAGGGUUUUGUUCUGUUUCUCGCGCGACGCAUACCCACGUCCGUGCAGUUAAUUCUUCCCCAAACACUUGGCACAAUCACCGCGUUGGCCCUUAUUACUGCCACCUCACAUUAAGGCGCCAGAUACACAACUUUUUUUGAUUUGGUUGGGGAAAAGAAAAGUUAGACGCUUUUUCUUGAAAAAAAAAGGUUCUGAAAUGACAGAGUUUAAUAGCUUACACUUUAUUUCAAAAAAAAGCCAUAGCUUAAAUAAAUUCCUUUUCCUCUAACCAUCGCGAAAAUUCUGACUGUAAUCAAGUUUCAUCGGUUCUCGGUGACCUUUUUCACGAGAUUUGGAUUAUCGUUGAUUAAUCCAAGUGGGGCGGUCGCUUGUUUGAGGAUGGGAGCGGUCAUUUCAAGGGUGCUUCUCGGCUGUUUUUUGACCUCCACUUGAGAACGCGUGUUCCAGGACACGGAUAUCUAUCUAAUAAGCGAAAUUGGAUUACGGAAAGGUUCUUUUUGGCUUUGUGAUGAGAAAAAAAAAUUGGUCAGCUUAGGAAACUUUUCAAAGGUAGACGGAAAGACGUUUCCUAUUAACCUUCAUAACUUUAAAAAUGGACUCCCCUAGGAAGUUGAUUUUUUUCUGAUUUUUCGGGAAGCCUUUCCAAACAAAAAAAAACCAAAAUUCAUUGAACAAAAAUACAUGAAAUAGGCGAAAGAAGCAUGAUGAAUGGUAUUCUCGAAAAUGCGGACGGUCUCGGUAGCUGGGCCGCGAACCGUAAACCUUCAUAGGCGUCUUUUACGACGGCGUUCACCUAUCUGUUGGAUGUGGUUUAUCGCUUUUCGAAUUCGCCGAGAGGCGCCAUUCCUUUAUGCAUAUAUGCACAAACAAAAGUGAUAGGUCAACCUCAAACAGUUGUUUUUUCUCCUUUCUUCAACCUACGUUAAUCAAUACAAUGCAAUAUUUUGCAAAGAGGGGGUGCCAUAAUUAGCCACUCGUGCGAAGAACAAGUUGUGACUUGCCUUUUUGAGGUUCAAAAAUGAGAAGUUGAUGAAUAAGGAAAAAAAUCGUUUUAUUAGAGGAAAAAAAUAAUAAACUCAGAAGUGAACCCUGAUUAACAAAUAAAAAAAGCAAUAUAAAUAUCUUGACUUUUUUUAAAAGUUUUUCCCUAAAAUGAGUAGUUCAUGGAUUAGAUCCCAAAAAAAAAAAUUGGUUUUUUUUUUCUGCCAGAGGAUCCCUGAGAAACACAGCCUGGUGCAUUUUUUUUUCGCCCUGCGGAUAAAUUUAUGAUCCAAUAACACGGAAAGGACAAGUAAACACGGUUUUUGUAGUUCACGCCGUUUUCGCGCCUUUCAAUAGUCAUUAAGGCGCGAUGAAUGGCUUUUUGUGGCCAAAAAUUUUCAGAUGACGUGAGAAAAAUUUUUUCCACACAGUAAGGUUGAUUUUCUAGUAAUGCUUUUUUCCGAAAAAACGUUCAAAAAUCGUCAAAGUGCUUUCAUAAUGACUUGUUAAGAUAUUUAUAGACUUGGAAGAAGCCGAAAAAUCUUUACAAAAAAAUCUAUUAUGAUUUUUUUGAGAAAUUGAAUGGAGCUAAUAUUGCUCAAUGAGUAUUUCAGAAGAUCGUCGUGAAUAAUUUAGAAUUAAAAUGAAUGAAUAUGUCAAGUUUCUGCAAAAGUAGGAAAGAAGCCAAAGAGUUUAGAAAAAUCUGACGCGAUGUUCAGAUGACUAGAAGUACCUGUAGCCGUUCUCCACUGGUUGAAUAUAACUACCAAACUUUCCAAGCUCCGUCCUGGAGAACGUAUACUGUAGUGCCUCCUUUUUCCGGUUGGAUAUCUCGGCUCGCCACAGGUGUCGGGAGCCGCGACACACAGCCGCGUAUUGUUCGCCAAACCCCGUAUUAGCCAGCGACGGAAACGAUAAACAAACUCGCGGCUUGUUCUGUUUAAUGGUCAAAAGGUGUGAAGCCAGCCGGGAGCGUUCGUUCUGCUCUCAAGGUGCCAAUUUACAAUCCGCAAACAAGCAUCCUUUUCUUCUCAAGCCGCUACAUGGGGAUUAGCUUGGAUCAGUGUUCCCUGAGGACAUUUUUUGGUCUGGAGUGUAGAAUUUAGGAACAAGACAAUAGGAAGAUAAAAAAAUUCUUGGGUUCAAAAAUCGGCUUGGUUAACAGUUUGCGAACUGUUUAUGAAUCAAUCAAAAAAAAGAGCGACGGAAACAGUAACCAAACUUUUUUCUAUUCUGCCGGAACUCCUUUUAAUAACAAGCUCAAGAACGUAACUCAUAUGUGAAAAGACGAUCUUGAAAGCUCCUCAUAAUUAAAAAAGCCCAUCGAGCUCAAUUCAUCAAAAUAUGAAUUUUAGAAAGAAUCAAAAAUCCAAAAUCCCCGAAAAACAGUUUCAUGACUUUCCUUCUCUCAUUUCCAUCAAAACGAAACACCCAUUGUAAAUUAACGUCUCAAACAAUCAAAUUCGACAAUUUUCAGCCUGCAACUGCAAUAUGCACGCGAAGCGUUGCCGAUUCGACCAAGAGCUGUUCCGAAUGAGUGGAAAUCGGUGAGGAUUUGAGGGAUUUGUUGUGAGAAAGUCGAAAAAACUUGUUUCUUUUAUUUUAUUAGCGUUUGUUGAGAGUUGCGGUAAUUUUGGUGAACAAAAAUGAUGGAUUUUGGGAAAAAUUUAAGAUCAAUUGGAUAAAUAAGCAGAGGUGCAUAAGGACAUAAUGAGAAAAAUGAGAUUAAAAAUCGUCUUUUUCAUAGUCAAAAAGUGAAAAAAACAAUUUAAAAAUAAGAAAAAAAUGACAAAAAAAUAUAAAUAUAAAUAACUUAAGCAAAAAAAUAAAGGAAUGAUUACUUCAGCGACCGUGUAUGAAGUGCGCUCCAUAGACAAACAUUUUGAAAUACCCCGCGCCAUCUUUUUUUUUGGUCACAGUUUGGGAAAAAAAAAUUUUUUUUCCUUUGUUUCACCUGUUUUUGAUUCUUUUAAAUUUUUUCCAUAGUUUGCUUUUUUUCCUCACUUCAAAGAGCUUAUCAAUCUUGAAGGAAUGAGAUGUAAAGAUUUACUCACCCUACCUUACCUCAAAACUUUGAAAUUCAGAAGUGGCGGCGUCUGCCUGAACUGUCGGCACAACACGGCUGGCCGCAACUGCCAUCUGUGCAAACCCGGCUUCGUCCGAGAUUCCUCCGUGCCGAUGACCCACCGAAAAGCUUGCAAAAGUUGGUUCUUUUCUCGUGUUGUCGCAAUAAUUCAGCGGCCCUGUGUCAGGUGCCUCUAGAAACAAUUAAUCAAAGCCGCAAACGACCUGAUCCGCUCGUUUUUUGCCUAGUCUUCAUCAAUUUUUUUUCCGGCCACUUUACACUUGACUCGAGCUUCCACUCGGUUUUUUUCCGCUCUGGACACAAACUCAAUGUUGCGACGUGGGUAAAAAAAAAGUUGGAAAAAAGUGAAAAGUGGAAGAAAUGAGGGGCUUCCAGAAAAUAGCCUCUCCGAAAAACUCCUACCUAAAAAUGAAACUGUUUGAAAAUGUUUUCUUGAACAGAUUUUUUUCAAGAAAAAGAAGUAAGAAAGGCCGUUUUUCUGAAAAACUGUAGGCAACUUUAGUUUCAACCGUCUUUUUAUUCGGAAAGAGGCUCAAUGAAAAAAACAAUAUUUUUUUAAAAACCUAAAAAGCUUCAGAUUGAAUUUUAUAAAAAAAUUUUUUUGAAAAAAAGUCAAGCGAAUCUGAACUUUGGUUGAUAUCCAACUAUUUCCUGGGAACUUUAUCAUUUUCUUCUCUCUCUCCAACUUCCUGAAACUAUCCAGUAUCAGGUUACGUUCAACAAACGACGAGAAACGUUGUAAAUUCCUUGAGACGAAGAAAAAAAAACAUGCCCUUUUUUUGGAGUCCAAAUUCGAUUACCGCCUCUCUCCCGAAUGGGUCUCUCAAUCCACGAAGAACUUUAAUCAAAUAUGGCACCCUCAUGGCGCGUACUCGAAACGUAACAUGUGGCAAUAUGAGCCGCGAACGGAAGGGGGCUAUAUGGUUCAAUUACGCAACAUUCCUGCAAUUGUCCAUUGGCAAGACCGCCUGGCAAUUCAAAUGAAAAACUGACCGAGUGGGCUCGUUUUGACCCUUUUGACAACACGAAAUGAUGCUUCAUACACGCCGUUUAGAUUUUCAGUUUUCAGGGAAAAACAUCGAAGAAUUUCCUUGUUCAAGCCCUACAAAAACUGAUUUUUGGUUUUUCAGAGCAUGGUAAAGACUUUGAGAUAACUGAGAAUCUUCAUUUCAAAUCUUAGUUGAUAAGGGUUUAAAUCUACAUUUUGAUCUUCCGAUCCCUUUUUGAUGUAUCCCAUACGUUUCCAUUAUACCUGUGAACCUUUGGGAGACAUAUGGACAAUUCUACCCUUGAAUAAAUUUUUUCUUGGUGGGAAGACUAGGAGAGCCAUAGCUUCACUGCCCACCUGUCGAUUCGAAACUUUUCAGCGUUUUUUCAGUUUAGCUUCAUCUUCUCAAAAAGAAUCUUCCAAUGCGAAUGUGGUUAUGGCAACAUUUGUACAAUUAGCGACGCCCGACUAGACGGGAAUCCUCGACGGCAAGUGGGCAACCUUGAAUUGUCAGCGGCGCGCGAUGAGUGCCUUGUGAGGCAAGAGACUGGCCGUCCGUCUCGGUUACCCAAUUGCUCACACCUUCGCUAAUCUCUUUCGCUUCUUGCGGGAUAGAUGCGAAAAAGAAGCUCAAAUCUGAUGGACAAAGUCAUCAAGGGUCAUCUGAAGGCCCUUGAUGUGUGCCGAUGACAUGUUACUUGUUGUUCGCAAGAGUAAAUCCAGAUUUACGGCUGUAGAACUUCGAGCAGCUGAGAUGGUAUAAGUUGUCAAUGGUAAUCUGGAGGCCUUUAAUGUUCGCCGAUAACAAGUUAGGCCGGCUAUGAGACUAGAAAUCACUGUUUCAACUCACGGAGAAAUUCUAAGCUGUAAAUAAUUAUCUAGAGCCUUCUAGAUGUGUCAAUAAUAAAUUGCUCGUUUUUUAAAACUUGAAAUCCGGUUUCAUUACUGUUUCAAGCCUUUGAUAGAAUUUGAGUUAACGAAUUCCUCAAAGAAUUUCGCGUUGGAUACAUGAUUUUUUGAUAAAUUGAGUUGAAUUCCAGUGUCAUUUCUAAAUGAUUUUUAAGAUUCUUAUUUUCUUUCAAGUAGAGAUAUUUCUAAUAAUUUCAAAUUACAAUGAAAGUUGAGGUUGUUUUUAACAACUUCAAAAAGCCCUACUUCUUUCGCUUAAUUGACGAAUUUGUCGAGGCGUUUGAUUCUGUUUUCUCUCUACAAAAACCUUGGUUGAUUGAAUAACUUUUCGAAUGACUGAUUUUCCGUCUGAUUGCGUUUUUUUUUCUUUCUUCGUUGUUGCUUUCGCGGGAAAAAAAGCUGAUGUUUUUUUGUACGGAGGGCAAGUUGGCCGAAAGAUUACAUCACAAGGCGCCAGGGGCCAAGAACAUUUAUCAGCGGAUGAACCGACAAAUUGCUCUCGACGCGGAUGAGCUGCUGAUCGAUGUCCUUCGGAUCGUGUUCUUUCGCUAGGCUCUCCACGGAAGAGCCUUCUGACGGAGGUGCUCUCGGAGUUCCGCUCGGCUGCCCCGGAGGAAAUUCGAUCGCGAUCUUGUAAAACACUGAUUUACGAGCGUUGCCGUUACGCCGUGAACAGCAAGAGUUUUUGCACUUGAUUAUGAGGGGAGGGCUUGCUUGGGAAAUGAAAAAAGGGAAAGUGCGGUUUUUUCCUUCUCGAGUUCACUAAAAAAUGUCACAAAAAAGAAAACAAUACAAAAAAGAAAAUCCCACAAACUGAAUUUUUAGGUUGCUCCUGCCAUCCAGUUGGAUCCCUUGGCAAAAGUUGCAAUCAAACUUCUGGCCAAUGCGUUUGCAAGCCUGGAGUUACCGGUACAACUUGCAACCGGUGUGCUAAAGGCUACCAACAAAGUCGAUCCACCGUCACUCCUUGCAUUCGUAAGUUUCCUUUCACUCUUUUUUUCCAAAAUAAUGCGCUUUUUUGUCUUUUGCGACCAUCCAAGCCGUCAUGAUUUAUGGCCUGAAGGCAGGGCCGACCGUUGCCGGAUAAUCAUAAACAAACAGUAGCCAUAUUGGUUGGGUAGGAAGCGCAAACCCGGGGACAAACCUAUCGUAUUAACAUAUCUAAGCUUAUUAGCAUGUAUUAUACCAGCCGAGCCGGUGGCUUUGCUCAUCUUACAGCUCGCCGUUGAGAGCGUCAUUAAGCCGUUACCAAAGCUGAGGGGCGACUUCAUAAUGAAUUUUUAGAAAAUGAGCUUAGAUUCAUGUAGAGUUUCAAUUGGGCUUUAACCCCGCCUUGAACCCGAGAAAAAGUUGAGAAAAAGGCGUUUCUAGUCGGGCGUAUUUCAUGAAAAACCGCUACCUCUUUUCAUAUGUAGAGCCAUUCUCUAAGCGUUCAGUUUCUAAGUUCAAAAAAUCCAAAAUGCCACUCAAUUUAUUCAUCAAUUUUUUUUCAGGCAUUCCAACCAAGGCCGAUUUCGUUGGAGAAGAUUCUGCCGAGCAAGGUGAGUCAUUAGCAUAGAAAGCGAGUAUGCCACCUUUGGCGGCAUCUUGAAAAAGGAAGGAAAGACAAACAUGUGCCAUCAAAACUUCUAAUAGGAUCCGCAGUAUUGUUUGCCUUUCAGGAAAGUGUGCGAAAUGUCGCAUCGUCCCGAAACGUUUGAACCAGCGCAAGUUCUGUAAGAGGGAACAUGGUGAGAAUUAUUUGGUGAACUCGAAAUGAUGAUUUUCAUUUUCAGCUUUGCAAAUCGUCGUAGUGAGCCGUGAGAUGGAAAACGGCUGGGCCAAGUACCGUAUCGUCGUGGAAUCGAUCUUCAAACGAGGAAAAGAGGGACAUCAGAGAGGAGAGACUUCUUUGUGGCUCUCGGCUCAAGCUGUCGCUUGUAAAUGUCCCAAGCUUCGAAUUGGUCGUCGGUACCUCCUUCUUGGUGAGCUCAUCCUUUUUUGAGAGAAGGGGUGCUUGAACUAGUCAAUGUACCUCAACAUAGACUUCGAUGUCUUCAUACACAUCUUUCCGGUCGAUAGCUCAACACUCAGAAACAGAAAAAGAGCUCGACAACACUUGUUGAGAGGUCGACAUGGGUUUUCAGUCGCCGGCUGACAUGACAAAUGAUCAAAAUAUGCAAAUGCAAAGGAGAUCCUUUUCCACUAGUGCGUUUUGGAAGGGGUUGUCAGUGCGAUUAGCGACACCGCGCUGGAUGUUUGAGGGCUGCGCGAACGUGUGAAAUCCGCCGGAACAAAGGAAAACAAAAGAAAUUUGUAGAUCGCUUCAAACUGCCCAUAAUUCUCUUGAUGUGUUUUCCAAAGCGGUGGCCCCAAUUUGACCGAGUUUUUUUUUCUGCGGAAAUAAAAUCAGGGAUUUGGCGAAAGGAUUUUUUGGAAAAGAAAAUAUUGGAGACUGAAAUCCACUGCAUUUUAUUUGUGAGAAUUAAGCUGAAAAAUAAUAAUUUUUUGAAAUUUUCUAUUCGUAAAACAUUCUGACUAAAAAACAACAACUGCGAAGCGUUUUUUGAAGUUAGGUAUUCACACAAAGGACUAUCCACACUUUUAUAUUUGAGUUUGUUUAAUUUUAGAAGCUUUAUCCAGUAGAUCACCCUAUUUUCUCGAGAAAUUUUUCCAUUUAGAGAGCAUCCUUGUUUCAGUUCCAAUUUAUGAGGGAAAAAAAAAGCAGAUUCUACCCGAAGAACAAGUUUGUGUCAAGUGCUGAAGGGCGAAAAUAACGACAAUUAACAAAAUUGUCCAAUAAAAAGUAUAUUUUCAGGCAAAGACGACACUGACGACGAACACGAGGGCAUCGUCGUCAACAGCAAGACGGUCCUUGUCGACUGGGACGAUGACGUCAUGGACAAGGUACAGCUCGAUUUCAAGUUGAAACGGAGUAAAGUGAUCGGUUUUAGGUUGUUCGCUUCUCAAAGAAAGACAAGUUGGGACAGUGCCCGGCGGGACAUCAUUAUUAA